GCUGUUGACGACGUGACUCUUUCUAAAUAUGGCGGCAUCAACCAUUUGAAUAUUGAAGAAUUUUUUUGUCAUCACUGUGAUAUUUUUCAACGCAACAUGUCAACGUCAAAACCUAAAAAGUCAAACUUUUUAUCAACUGGAAACAGUCAAGCUGGAUCCAGGAAAGGAAAUGUUGGAGCAUCAGUUAUCAAAAGUAAAUAUGGAGGAAGCACUGUUUAUGCUAGUACAAAAUCCAGAUCUAAUUUAAUAGGAUCAGCAAGUAGGAAGGGGCUGGGCGGUGCAGGAGAUAAAUUAACAAGCAGUAAACCUCCUGUUACAGUUCUUGAUGAAGCUGGAAAUGAUGUUACACCUGUACCACUCAUACAGACUGACCCAGCUUUUCUUGGUAAAAAACAGAGUAAUGUUUUGGCGGACAGCUCAGUUGGAACACCAACAGAUUUAAUGUCCCAAGCUUCAAUAUACCAGACAGCCAAUGCUACAGCCAGUACAUUUGGAGGAGGGCCAUUCUCAAGAUCUGUGUUUAGUGCUUCACAGGGAACUGCUACUGAGUCAAUCAUGGGAGAAGAUAUGGCUGAUCAUACACAUGAUGUUUCACAGAGUUGGGACAUCAAAGUGAAGAGAGAAGAUGUUAAAGAAAUAUUACUUGAAGAUGACCUUGAAAAAAUAGUAGAUUUGACCUUGACAGAAACUGCAACAAUCUGGUUACUGGACAUGCCAACUGUUUGUGUUUCUAAUGAAGCAGAUGAAGCUAAAUCUAUCCAAGAAAAAAAUGAGAAAUAUUUACAAUUACAGAAAAACAAAGUUGGUAAUGACCAAUACAUGGAGAGAGGAAUGAACACUUUCAAUGAACCACCAAAAGUCAAGGUUGUUCAAACAACAAAAAUUACACACAAUGAGGUAGGAGUAAAUGCUACGACUUGGGAUAUGUAUGAUACAUUUGAAGCUCAAGAAAAAGAAAAGAAAGAGAAAGAAGAAAAGGAAGAGGGUGAGGGUACAAUAAGUCGUCCAGCAAGUCCUGCUGCAAAGGAGGAGACAACUGCUUCUGAAAGCGAACCAGCUCCAGUGGCUAGAGAAGGAUCAUCUAGGCUUAGACUAGGUGCAGAAAGUAGAGCAACAAUAGCAUCAUCAAUGGCAGGAUCUGAGAGUGUAUUUGCAAGUAAGGAAACAGGAGUAUCAUCCAUACCUAGUGAAUUAUCUACUGUAGAAGAGGAUAGGAUUAUGAAGUCAGAGAAUUUGUUAAGAGAUUUGUUUAUAAUGGAAAGAGUUGUAAAUCUGAAUACAUACCAAUCAAGGCAGGCUUUGUACAGAGGCUAUCCUGUUUUAACAGAAUUAGACAAAGACAGUUCUGCCAAUCAACAGUUAAGUGUUUCUGACAUGGGACCAAACUUUGACAGGUUAUGGUCCUAUCAGUGUCCAUUAACUAAAGGUAGAAAUGUCAGCUCUAUGUCAUGGAAUAAACUUAACCCUGAUUUGAUAGCAGUAGGAUAUGGACAGUUUGAAUUUUCUGAUCAGAAAUCUGGACUUGUAUGUUGCUGGUCACUUAAAAAUCCUGAGUAUCCAGAAAGAAUAUAUACCUGCAAGGAAGGUGUGACAACUGUAGAUUUCUCAAAGAUGCAUCCAUCACUUUUAGCUGUCGGAAUGUAUGAUGGCGGUGUAGCUAUAUAUAAUGUCAAAAGUACAGAGGACGAAGCAAUGAUUGACAGCUUACAAUCUCCAGGAAAGCAUACUGCACCAGUAUGGCAAAUUCAGUGGAUAGAAAAAGAACGAGGAUCUGGUGAAGAGGUGUCAGAGAAGUUGAUCUCCAUAUCCACUGAUGGUAGAGUAACGCAGUGGUCAAUCAGAAAAGGAUUUGAAAGUUAUGACAUGAUGAGAUUAAAGAGGAUGCCAACUAAAUAUGGAAGUAAAAAAGAGAAGAAAGUAGAAGCUUUCAUAUCCAGGCAUGCUGGAGGAAUGAGUUUUGAUUUCCAACAGAGAGAUACAAAUAUAUAUCUUGCUGGUACAGAAGAAGGCCAUAUACAUAAAUGUUCCUGUUCAUAUAAUGAGCAGUACUUGGACAGUUUUGUUGGUCACACAGGUCCAGUUUAUAGAGUAAAAUGGUCCCCUAAUGAUCCAGAUGUGUUCCUUAGUUGUAGUGCUGAUUGGAGUGUAAGAUUAUGGCAUCAGGAUAGAUUUUCACCAGUAUUAACUUUCUUGUCAUCAACAAAACCAGUGUAUGAUGUUGCAUGGUCACCUAAGUCAGCUACUGUGUUUGCAUGUGUUACUGAGAAUUCUGUUGAAGUCUGGGAUUUGAACAUGAGCACGUUAGAUCCUUUAAUUAAGAGUAAUCCAACAUCAGGUGCUAAACAGACUACAGUUACAUUCUCAAGGAAUUCAGAUUGUAUACUGGUAGGAGAUAGUGAAGGACAGGUAACUGUUUACCAGAUGAGAUCUAUGCCAGCACAUGCUGAUCUUGAAAUGUUGAGAACUGUAGUAGAAACAAAUAUGAACAGUGGGUUAGGACAAGAAGUGCCAGAUUUCAUGAAGACAGAGGAAGAGUUAGAUGAUGUUAGUGAAAUGUGAGACGUUGAAGGAUCUGAUAUGAUAACAGUGAAACCAAACUUGUAAGAACUGAGAUACAAUCAUCUGCAGUAUAAAGUAAAAAAUAGGAUUAUGUUUUACUAAAGACUUCAAUAUCCUUCUCAUAAUAUAUAGAAUUUCUAUGGAUAUGAGUCUAGGUAAUAACUGAAUGGAAGCCAUUUUGUGAUUUAUCUUACAGAGAUAUCAAUUUAUAAUUCUAAGCAGAACUAAAACUCCAACAUUUAAUCAAUUUAAAUCCAAUUUAUAAGAUAUUAUUUUUUGUUAAGUCUGUGAUACAUGCCGUCCAUUUUUGUACAAUUAUUGAAAUGUAUUUUAUUGAAUUAUAUGCAUUUUAUUUAUCUGUGACUUGUUACUGAUCUUUUUUAUUCUUUAUUUAUUAAUAAAAGUAUUUUGGAAUAAA
This is a messenger RNA of Mytilus californianus (California mussel), 2977 nucleotides long. Its product is annotated as dynein axonemal intermediate chain 4-like. The transcript has 24 exons. NCBI's taxonomy places the organism in Eukaryota, Metazoa, Mollusca, Bivalvia, Mytilida, Mytilidae. Gene Ontology annotation, molecular function: dynein heavy chain binding; dynein light chain binding. Bases 97 to 2559 code for a protein of 820 amino acids. Gene Ontology annotation, cellular component: axonemal dynein complex. Gene Ontology annotation, biological process: cilium movement. The record is from RefSeq and is a predicted model, not a curated record.